AUGGCGCUAGCGGAUGACAGGCUGGUGGUGCUUGAGUGUCUAGAACUAUGGCGUUUAAAUCUUGAUGCAUCGGCGCUAACCGAAGUGAUCAGCGCUCAGCAGCUGCCCAAGGAUCAGAACAGUAGGGAGGCCUCCAUCAUUGAUCCUCUGGUCCGAGUGGAGAUAUUCGGAGUUCCCAUUGACCAAUCAAAGCAGGAGACCAAGUAUAUAGAGAAUAAUGGAUUUAACCCUAUGUGGUACGAGACAUUGCAAUUCAAGAUCUACGUCCCCGAAUUGGCGCUGGUCCGGUUCCUAGUUGAAGAUUAUGACAUGACGUCAAGGAAUGAUUUCAUUGGUCAGUACACGCUCCCAUUCAAGAGCAUCAAACCAGGUUACCGCCAUAUUCAUCUCCUUUCCAAGGAUGGCACCAAAAUCCCACCCGCCACACUGUUUGUUUACAUCCGUAUAACCGACCUGGCUAAUCCAGCGCAAAAUGCCGAAGAUUAAUGGACAUGGCUGCCACUGGUCAUCCUUCUGUGUGUGCAGCGACACUGCUGAAGCUCCGCCUUAAUGCUGUUACGCUAUAUUUUGCACUCCCCCUUCCCAGAAUGUUAGUUUGUAUAUACACUUGUAUAUUGUGUAAUUUUUCACAUAUUUAAUGUAGAGGUAGAUAUUUCUUACUAUUCUAUGUAAAGGUUAUUAUGGUGCUGAAUCUACGAAGACAGUGUUACCGCUAUAACCAGGCCGCGUGGUGCCCCAUGAAGUGUUACCGCUAUAACCAGGCCGCGUGGUGCCCCAUGAAGUGUUACCGCUAUAACCAGGCCGCGUGGUGCCCCAUGAACAGUUACCGCUAUAACCAGGCCACGUGGUGCCCCAUGAAGUGUUACCACUAUAACCAGGCCACGUGGUGCCCCAUGAAGUGUUACCGCUAUAACCAGGCUGUGGUGCCCCAUGAACAGUGUUACCGCUAUAACCAGGCUGUGGUGCCCCAUGAAGUGUUACCGCUAUAACCAGGCCACGUGGUGCCCCAUGAAGUGUUACCGCUAUAACCAGGCCACGUGGUGCCCCAUGAAGUGUUACCACUAUAACCAGGCUGUGGUGCCCCAUGAAGUGUUACCGCUAUAACCUGGUCGCAUAGUGGCCAAUGAACAGUGUUACCGCUAUAACCAGGAAAUGUGGUGCCCCAUGAAUAGUGUUACCGCUAUAACCAGGCUGUGGUGCCCCAUGAAGUGUUACCGCUAUAACCAGGCUGUGGUGCCCCAUGAAGUGUUACCGCUAUAACCAGGCCACGUGGUGCCCCAUGAAGUGUUACCGCUAUAACCAGGCCACGUGGUGCCCCAUGAACAGUGUUACCGCUAUAACCUGGUCGCAUAGUGGCCAAUGAACAGUGUUACCGCUAUAACCAGGCCGCGUGGUGCCCCAUGAAGUGUUACCGAUAUAACACAGCCACAUAGUGGCCAAUGAACAGUGUUACCGCUAUAACCAGGAAAUGUGGUGCCCCAUGAAUAGUGUUACCGCUAUAACCAGGCCGCGUAGUGCCCCAUUAGCAGUGUUACCACUAGAACCAGGCCAUUCCAUUAUUGGGCUUAUCUGGUUAAACUCUUUCUAGGAGAUGAGCGAAAUUACAGUAACUUCGAUUCAUCACAAACUUCUCGGCUCGGCAGUUGAUGACUUA
Messenger RNA from Hyla sarda, 1654 nucleotides. RefSeq names its product 1-phosphatidylinositol 4,5-bisphosphate phosphodiesterase delta-4-like. The record is from RefSeq and is a predicted model, not a curated record. Gene Ontology annotation, biological process: intracellular signal transduction. Lineage: Eukaryota; Metazoa; Chordata; Amphibia; Anura; Hylidae. The transcript has 4 exons. The coding region runs from base 1 to 486 and encodes 161 amino acids.